Molecule: messenger RNA, 4579 nt
Organism: Tachyglossus aculeatus (Australian echidna)
Lineage: Eukaryota; Metazoa; Chordata; Mammalia; Monotremata; Tachyglossidae
Gene: ANLN
Product: anillin actin binding protein
Exons: 25
Coding region: 76-3465 (1129 amino acids)
Biological process (GO): actomyosin contractile ring assembly; mitotic cytokinesis; septin ring organization
Cellular component (GO): actomyosin contractile ring
Source: RefSeq, a predicted model, not a curated record
GGAGUGGGGGCUAAACAGUUGGGCUCUGUAGGUUGCGCCAUCGCUUCCUCCUCGUCCUGCGGCCAGAUCACCGUGAUGGACCCCUUCACCGAGAAACUGCUUGAACGCACUCGUGCUAGACGAGAGAAUCUACAGAGGAAGAUGGCGGAAAGGCCCACAGCGGGCAUUAGGAGUAUGACCCAAACGAAGAGAACCAGAGAGCCUCUUUCAGAGACAAGCAACCAGCCCCCUCCCCUGCCAAGUGGUGAAGAGACAACUUGCACAAAACCCUCCCCAUCGAAACGCCGUUGUUCCGGCAAUACGGAAGCCCCCGUUCCUGACCUGGAAAAUAAGCAGGUGGUUGAGUUGACCCCCACAAGCCCUCCUUCUCCAAAGUUGCUGUCGUCCGAGGCCACCCCCAAGCCACGAGAAGCCAGUAUUAACCGGGCCUCCCCCAUUGGCCUCGUUUCACAGCCACGUGAGACGGAAAUGCCAAAUUCAAAACACAACGCACCCGUUGCCCCGACAAUUAAAAGCCGAAUGCAGAAACUUGCUGAACAACGCCGACACUGGGAUAGUAAUGAUGACCUGCCGGAAAGUUCUUACCUGCCACCAACACAGUCAACGAAACAGGAAGCUUCUCCGCCCAAACCACCUCUUUCAGGCCCAGCUGAAACACCGGUGGGGAGAAGGGGUCGUUUAGCCAAUCUUGCUGCCACAAUUGGUUCUUGGGAAGAUGAUCUAACGCAUCCAUCUGCCAAACAAAACAUUGCCCAAGAACAGCCUGGUACUGUUUGUUUAUCCAAAUUGUCCACUACAAAUGGAGCAUCUGCUAGGAUCAAUAGUAGCAGUGUUAAACAGGAAACUACAUGCUGUUUUCCAAAAGAUGCAAAUGUACCUCUGAAUCAAGCCGCAGCUGCAGGGAAAGAUGCGCCUUCCUUGGCUAAAUCUACUAAAUUGAAUAUUACCAGCCCUAAAAGGGGAAUACAAACACCAGCAUCACACCGAGAAAAUCCUUCUAGCCCUCUAAAAUCAGAAGAACUUAAGCCAAUUGGGAAACCCUCUUCUCAACCGUUCAAAGAAGAGCCAAAUAGAGGGACACAUGUACAAUUUCAACACAAAGACAAGCCUACAACACCAGGAAUUAAGCCUUUCCUGGAACGUUUUGGUGAGCGUUGCCAAGAACGCAGCAGACAGAGUCCAGUUCCUGCUUCAGGACAUAAGACUCCCAUUAUUAUCACUCCAAAUACAAAAGCCAUCCAAGAAAGACUGCUUAAACAAAAUGCAGCGUCUUCCACUGCAAACUUAGCCCAGCAGCUCAAGAAGGAACGAGAAAAAGAGCUUGAAUGUCUUCGAGGUCGGUUUGACAGAGGCAAUCUGUGGAGCGUAGAGAACGGGGACGUUUCUAGCAGCAAGCUACCAGAAACCAAAAUGGAAACCUUAGAUCAGAGUACUCCGCCAAGAAAGCAAGUGGUUGAUGCUGAUGUAACUUCACAUUCAGCAACAGAAAUGAUCCCCCAAACUCAGGUGGCAGUAGAAUCUCUCAGUACAGAACCUGUAGGUCUUGCCACACCUGAAAUGCCGAAGCCUAGUUACUUGAAGACCUCAUCAUCUUUACAACAGGAAAAGCCCUCAGAAGUAGCAUUGGAACACAAGUCUAAGCAACAAACCAAAACACAGACUGAAACGGUACGUGAAACUGGAAUGAGUGUGGAUGAAGAUGAUGAGAUCAAUAGUUCAGAGGUGAUAAAUGACAUCUUUAGUGAGGUUCUAGAAGAGGGAGAGGAAGCCGCGGAAACGCCUCACCCAAGGGUGGAUCGAGUUGGAGCCGAAAGCGGUGAUGAGAAGGAAGAUGUUCUGAAUAUUUCGUCAAUGUCUUUACUUGCUCCGUUAGCCCAGACAGUUGGAGUUACAAGUCCAGAGGUCUUUGUUUCCUCUCCCGUAUUAGGAGGGAAGGAUGUCGGUAUGAGUGAAGAAAGCCCAACGCCAGGAAAAUUCCCGAGGACUCGUGUGCCUAGAGCUGAGUCUGGAGAUCACAUUAGUUCAGAUGAUCGGGAUUUAUUGUACAGUAUUGAUGCAUAUAGGUCUCAAAGAUUCAAAGAAACAGAGCGGCCUUCAAUUAAACAGGUGAUUGUUCGCAAAGAGGACAUUACUUCAAAACUGGAAGAAAAAAGAAAUGUCUUUCCAGGUCCAGUUAAUAUUAAACAAAAAAUGCAGGAGCUCAAAAAUGAGAUCAACUUGCAGCAGACAGUAAUUUAUCAGGCCAGCCAGGCUCUAAACUGCUGUAUUGAUGGAGAACACGGGAAAGGAUCCCUAGAAGAAGCUGAAGCCGAGAGACUUCUUCUGAUUGCCACUGAGAAGAGGGCUGCCUUGGUGGACGAGUUAAAUAAACUGAAGAACGAGGGCCCUCAGAGGAAGAAUAAAUCCAGUUCUGCAUCCAGCGAAUUUGCUCCAUCAAGAGGCUCUCUGACUUUAUCAGAAAUGCGUCUACCCUUGAAAGUGGACUUCGUCUGUGGUACAGUUCAGAAACCAGAUGCACCAAAUUAUUAUUUCUUAAUUAUCCUCAAAGCUGGAGCAGAAAACAUGGUAGCAACACCAUUAGUAAACACUUCAAACUCCCUGAAUGGAGAUGCUCUUACAUUCACUACCACACUUACUCUGGAUGAUGUAUCCAAUGACUUUGAAAUAAAUAUUGAAGUUUACAGUUUGGUGCAAAAGAGGGAGAUUGCAGGACCUGACAAGAAGAAAAAGACUCUGAAAUCUAAGGCUAUUACUCCAAAGCGUCUUUUGACAUCUAUAACAACUAAGAGCAAUCUUCAUACCCCAGUGGUAGCCAGUCCAGGUGGCCUCAAUGCAGUUCGGACCAGCAACUUCGCCCUUGUUGGAUCUCAUACUCUCUCACUGUCUUCAGUAGGGAACACUAAAUUUGUUUUGGACAAGAUAAAUUGUGAUGUUAAAGAAAGACAGCUACUGGGCUAUAUGUUCCAGGAAAAGGUACCUUUCUUGUCUCCUUUGGAAGGUCAUAUUUAUUUAAAGUUAAAAUGCCAAGUGAAUUCACACGUUGAAGAAAGGGGUUUUCUGACCAUAUUUGAAGACGUUAGUGGCUUUGGCGCCUGGCAUCGACGUUGGUGCGUGCUUUCUGGCUACUGUAUCUCCUACUGGACCUACCCGGAUGACGAAAAGCGAAAGAACCCCAUAGGGAGACUGAACUUAGCCAACUGUACAAGUCGUCAGAUAGAACCAGCCAACAGAGAAUUCUGUGCACGACGCAACACUUUUGAAUUAAUCACCGCCCGACCACAGAGAGACGAUGACAAAGAGACUCUCGUUAGUCAAUGCCGGGACACGCUUUGUGUCACAAAGAACUGGUUAUCGGCUGAUACUAAAGAAGAGCGGGACCUCUGGAUGCAGAAGCUCAACCAGGUCCUUGUGGACAUUCGCCUCUGGCAACCGGAUGCUUGCUACAAGCCAGUUGGCAAACUUUGAGCUCUUGGGAUAUGCCUUGUCUGUCCGCCAUUAUAAAUUCACUUUGCUUAUAUGUUAUACUUCAGGAGUUGGGAAUUUCUGGUUGCAUUUUAGUGCUUUAAAAUCUGAAAAGGUAUGUGCUAAUAUCUAUUACACUAUUCAGUAUUUAUGUCCCCCUGAGUGCAAAACUGUCCCCUCGGUCAUCUUCAGAUGCACUGGGAUGCGACUCAGCUCCUUGGGGCUGAAUGUGCUAAAGAUGAAGGUAGUAAUGUAAUUAAGCAGGCAACUACAAGACCUCAGGAUGUUUUGAUUCUCCCUUUGGAAGGGUGACUCGGUGGUCUGGCGCACAAAGAGUUGGAUAGCUAAGGAAAGGUAAAAUAUUGAGGCCUUCCGUGUACUUACUUACUAGCCUCCCUGCUUCUGUUGUUCCUGGUCAUGUGACUAGAGCAGUGCUGAAGCUGACUUUUACAGUUUUCUAGUAAAAGUGCUAAGGGCUUUUUUGUUUGUUUUAAUGGAAUCAUCGGACUUAAAUCUGCCUCUUCAGAAACACUGCAUGACAAAUAUUGCAUAGUUUUCAGAUCAAUCUGUUCAAGCACUUGAUGCAUGAUUUACAGGUAUUAAGUUUUUACAUAUGCAGUAUGGUGCACAUUUUCCUAGAAAUCAGAUACCCCCCCCCCCCCCAUCCAAAGUUUUGCCAAAUAGCUUAGAAAUCUUUCCAAGCGGACAUGUGGGUUGGUUCCUACUGGUUCUGAACUGAGAACAAAGGUAAUUUGUGAACUCUUAUCUAAAGUAACUUUUACAAAGCUGCUAUGCAUUAAUGUUUUUCUGGGCAAAAUGUCUGUGACCUGACUGAACAGAAGUCUGACUUAGAACAACUGGUCAGUGAAACUGUUCACCUAGCUGGGCGAUGCUCAAAAGUAAAAUUAUUAGGUGCUUUUCAUUGGGCAUCGGUUUACUAACUUUAAAUACUCUGAGUGCUCUUUCUUCAGUGCUCAAGCACUGUCUUCUAUAGAAACACUAAACUGUGUCAACUGUACCUUACGCGCUAUGAUUUUAUAUUCUCGUUUUGAAUGUUCUCCAGAAUUAUGUAUUAUAAAAAUAUAUUAUGUUAUAAACAAUAAAUGCUUUUGCAUAU